AUGGCAGAAGAAAAAGAAAUUAAUAUCUUGGUGGAAAAAUCUUUCCAAGAAGCCAAAAAUUUUUCCGCAAUAGAAAAGAUAAAAAAAAAGUAUCUAGAAAAAGGAGGUCUAAUUUCCCAACUUUUUCAGCAAAUAAGCCAAGAAAGAGACUUGGAAAAGAAAAAAAAAUUAGGGGGGUUAAUUAAUAAUUGGAAAAAUGAACUGUCCGCAAAGGUUAAGGAAAUAGAAGCAAAAAUAAAAGAACAAAAACAAACUGCAGAGUUAGAAAAAGACAGGGUAGACAUUUAUCUUGAAGGGAUAAAAAUUCCGCUCGCUAACCUCCAUCCUAUUACUCAAAUCACCCAAAAGAUUUAUGACCUUUUUCUUCCACUCGGUUAUCAAAUUGCGGAAAGUCCCGAAAUUGAAACUGAGGAUUAUAAUUUCAAUAAGUUAAAUAUGCCGCCCGAGCAUCCUGCUCGCGAUAUGCAUGACACUUUCUAUUUAGAUACUAAUUUGCUACUGCGUACUCAUACUUCCAAUACUCAAAUAAGGGUUAUGGAAAAUAAUCCUAAUCAAGAAUUAAAAAUUAUCACGGCUGGCAAAGUUUAUCGGCGUGAUGAGGACGACGCAACCCACACCCACCAAUUCACGCAAAUUGAGGGGUUUGUAGUUGGCCGCAAUAUUUCCUUUUCUCACUUAAAAGGCACCCUAGAAUUAGUGUUAAAAAAACUAUUCGGUGAAAAUCAUCCGAUUCGCUUUCGCCCCUCUUAUUUUCCUUUUACUGAGCCCAGUGUGGAAGUAGACGCACAAUGCCCUCCUUGCCAAGGCCAGGGCUGUAAUAUCUGUAAAAAAACUGGCUGA
Molecule: messenger RNA, 840 nt
Organism: Paraglomus occultum
Lineage: Eukaryota; Fungi; Glomeromycota; Glomeromycetes; Paraglomerales; Paraglomeraceae
Source: the annotation of a GenBank genome assembly